Mastomys coucha (southern multimammate mouse) is the source of this 2866-nucleotide messenger RNA. RefSeq names its product tigger transposable element derived 3 (gene Tigd3). Gene Ontology annotation, cellular component: nucleus. The record is from RefSeq and is a predicted model, not a curated record. NCBI's taxonomy places the organism in Eukaryota, Metazoa, Chordata, Mammalia, Rodentia, Muridae. Gene Ontology annotation, molecular function: DNA binding. The coding region runs from base 862 to 2499 and encodes 545 amino acids. The transcript has 2 exons.
CCCUCCUAGAGUGCUGAAAUUACAAGCUACUAUGCUGGUUUUUUUUUUUUUUUUUAAUUCAGCUAAAUACUUAUGUAUCUCUUGAAGUGUACUCAUGUGCUCAGAUUUUUCUAGAACACCCUGCGGUCAUUGUUUCCAUAGAAAGCCGAGCCCUGGCCUGCUACUGUGCAGAGUGGUCUGGACUAUGUACUGCCUGUCUUGCUAUGUAGGCCAGGGGUACAGGGAGUAAGGCAGUUAUCCUUAGCAAAAAAGAAACGUGCAAAUGAGACCACUAAAAUAGAUUUAAGAGAAAAUUUUAGGUUCGCAGGAGACGACACUUGUAGAGACUGACAGCAUCCACUGGUAAAUGGAUGGGCUCAAAGCCUAUGAAAAAGACAGAAAAGUGGGGUCCUGGCUGUUUAGGGGCAGGGAGGGCUCAGUUAUCUACACCUAGUUACCAAGAAGGGAAAUGACUAAUAUGGGAAUUUAGAUCUUGCUGUGACCGACCAAAAACUGGUAAAAAAUGUGUCCCUUUCUUGCCAGCUGUGUAUUUUGUAGCGGGUUGGCAAGAAAAGAGGCCAGCGCUGUCCAUGGUAACUAUUUUUCGUGACUAAAAGCUUACAUUCAUUCGUUUUCUCCUUUCAUCUCGUUUCCAAAGCAAAUACGGGAGGGCCGGUUUCCUAGUUUGGUAUCACGUGGGGAUGAGGUGGAAAGGCACGCCAAGGCACGCCGGUCCGCAAGUGAUAGGCACUAAGGCCGGGUCUUCCCUCCAGACCCUUGCUCUGGCUUCCGCCCCUCCGCUCAGGAUGCUCCUCCUCCAGGGGGGCACCACUUCCGCAGCAUCCAAUCAUAUGUAGCUGGAGGCGGGACAAGUUGACGCUGAUGGCUAAUCAGGUUUGUGAAGGCGGGGCUGCGGAGGGGCCGCAACUAGGUUUUCACAGCCUUGAGACCCGGGCGCCGGCGGCGCGCGCUUUGCGCGCGCCCGCUCCAGAGCAGCCCCUCGGCGCGCUCUGCCCUCGGGGUCGCGGCGCCCGUCAUUCUCUGUUUCUGCUGAGGCCCAGGAACCUGUCUGGGGCAGGGACGGCGCCUGGAGGUUCCCAGGGAGUCAUGGAGCUGAACACCAAGAAGAAGCUUCAUGCCCUGUCCCUGGCUGAGAAAAUCCAGGUGCUGGAACUCUUAGAUGAGUCCAAGAUGUCCCAGUCAGAGGUGGCCCGGCGCUUCCAGGUCUCGCAGCCCCAGAUCUCACGUAUCUGCAAGAAUAAGGAGAAGUUGUUGGCAGAUUGGUGCAGUGGCACAGCCAAUCAUGAGCGGAAGCGGAAGCGUGAAUCCAAAUACAGUGGGAUCGAUGAGGCUCUACUCUGCUGGUACCACAUUGCCCGAGCCAAGGCCUGGGAUGUAACAGGGCCCAUGUUGCUCCACAAGGCCAAGGAACUGGCCGAUAUCAUGGGCCAGGAUUUUGUGCCUAGCAUUGGCUGGCUGGUCCGCUGGAAACGUAGAAACAAUGUGGGCUUUGGGACUCGCCAGGUCCUUGUCCCUCUGUUCCCUCCUGAACCUCCUCCUGCAGUUCUCCCAUCUCAGGCCCAGCCUCCUCUUUCUCUUAAAGACUUCUCACCAGAAGAUGUUUUUGGCUGUGCUGAAGUACCCUUGUUAUAUCGAGCAGUGCCUGGCAGAGUGUUUGAAUGUGAUCGGUUGCAAGUACUGUUGUGUGCCAACAGCAGAGGCACAGAAAAGCGAAGGGUAUGUGUGGGUGGACUCCAGGCUGCCCCAAGAUGCUUCUUUGGGGUCAGCAGUGAGGCACUGCCUGCAUCUUACCACCCUGACCUAGCCAUUCCCUGGUCAGAGUGGCUGGCACAGUUUGACCAGGACAUGGGACAGCAGGGCCGACAGGUAGCCUUGCUACUGGCUUCCGGAGUGGUAGAGGAAUCGGCCAGCCUUCCUGGACUCCACCAUGUGCGUCUCCUGCCUCUUUCCUCCUCCAGCACCACUCCUUCUCUGCCUGGCUCUGUGGUUUUGGCCUUUAAGGCUCAUUAUCGUCACCGUCUGCUGAGCAAACUGGCUGCCAUGCAGAGUGGGAAAGAGGGCACCUCACUGGCUGAGGCCAGGGCUAGCAUCACAGUUUUGGAUGCUCUGCAUAUGGUGGCCGCAGCCUGGGCCAAGGUACCUCGCCAGCUCAUUUUGAGUAGUUUCAUUCAAGAAGGGCUCGCUCCGGGCAAAACACCACUGUCUCUGGACAAAGACACUGAGAUGUCACUAGUCCCUAGUGGGCUGAGCCAAGAGGAGUUUUCUCACUUUGUAGACCUGGAGGAUGAGGACCCAAGGCCUAGAGUGUGCAAAGAGGAGACGGGUACCGAAGACCAUGGGAGGGAAGAAGAUGGCUUUGAGCCCCUGCCCACCAAAGCUGAUGCCCUGCAGGCACUGUGCACCUUGAGGAGGUGGCUUGAGUGCAACAACGCCUCUCCAGAACUCUUUGAGAAAUUCUAUGACUGUGAGGUGGAGGUAGAGCAGCUCUGCUGCCUGUGAGGAGGCAUGGCUGCCUGUAGUCUCCCCUCUCCUGUUUCCCAUGGAAACACCUCUCCAGAGGCAGACUGGCUCUUUCCUGUGGAAAUAGUAUGUGGAGGGUGUAGAAGGGAAGGAAGUUGAAACACGAAGUCUAAGGUCAGAGUAAAAGUUGUUCAAGCCUAGAGUUUCCACAGAUGGUGCCUCAAGAGUGGGAAUCUGGGCUGUAUAGCUUCUAGGCCCUGGUGAAACUUCUAGAGCUUUGUGGAGAGUUAGUUAGUCUAAAUAGGGUAGAACCUAGAAAGGCAGACUUCCUAACAGUGGCCCCAUUCCUUGAAUUUUUUGUCAAAACCAGUUCUGCUUCAGGAAAUAAAGUUUUUAAAGUUGAGGU